AUGUCCGCCGGAUCCGCAGCCACCGACCAGGGCCGCACGCCUUCAACACCCUCCUCGCCACACAUGCGGCUGGACGCGACGACAUCUACCUCUCCGACUGUCACAACGGUGACGAGUGGAAGCGCUGGUGCGGCCACGGUGGCCGAGUCCACCGGUGACGCGCAGCCAUACAUCGCAGGGGACGAGGUCUCGCCUACAUUUGCCGCACAGGCCAUCUUCUCUGUCAAGGACGGCUCCGACCUUGGAGGCAUUCGGCGGCCCAGUCGCCGACGCACUGGCCCCCUUUCUGCGUCACAAAGAGAAAAGGCGGCCUUGAUCCGCAAGCUUGGUGCCUGCAUCGACUGCCGGCGCCGACGAGUUGCUUGCCACCCGAAUCAUCACAACAUGACCUGGGAAGACGCGGUACGAAAGUACAAAUCGCACAGCCCGACGCAAGAAUACAGUCCCCUGGCUGGCCGACCCAUCAGUCCGGCACGAGGUGGCCGAGUGUCCUUUGGGCAGUCUGACGCGCAAGACAUGGAGAUCGACACCACGCCAACCCCAACGACACCGCACCGAAUGGCCGAACAGCAGCACCAGUCGCCACCACAGUCACAAUUGCCACAGCAGCGAAACGUACAGCACCAGCCACCGCAUUCUCGCACCCUUCUCCAGGCACAAGCAAAGCCGCAUCCCAUCCCAUUACCGCCGCCCAUUUCGCGCCGGCUGUCUGUCGGAACCGAGGCACGCCUACGAACCCCACUGCCUUCGGGUCCGUCAGGUCGCAGUCUCGAGAAGCUCGCUUCGGCCGCUCUGCCGGGUAUCGAGAGCCUCUCGGGUGAUCUCCAAAACGCCGCAGCACGCAUUAUCAACAGCACGAACCCCAGCCGCACACGCUACGAUGCUGUUCAAGUCAUGAUCCUGGUGUGGUCGAACGACACCGAUUAUGAGGUCCGGGACGCCAUUGACGACUUGGCGGAACUGUUCGAAAAGAAAUACAAUUAUUCGGUGGACAUCAAAGCGAUUCCCGUGGGGGCACAGAGCCCGUACCGCUGGCUUUUGCACACUGCGUCACAAUUUAUAAACAACCGCGACUCGCGCGAUACGCUCAAGAUUGUCUACUAUGUCGGUCACACGUACCUGGAUGUAGAGCUUUCGACUCAGACGACGACCAUCCGCUGGAGCGGUAUCCAACAAGUUCUCGAGGACGCAACGUCGGACACGUUGAUGAUUAUGGACGCAGCCUUCUAUCCCUGCUCUAAAAUGGCACGGCGAGAAGGCGUCUUUGAACUGGUUGCCGCUUCUGCUGGCGAAGAUCCAAAACGGGCGCUCGGACGUGUCGCCUUUACACGUGCACUCAUCGACGAACUCAGCACACGCCUCAAUCAAAAGUUUCGCGGCCCCCUGUCUGCUUUCUCAGCUGCAGAACUCCACGUACGGCUCAUGUCAAACUACCCACGGAUCAUUGAGGACCGAAACCCCGACAAGGAGCGUCUCACGAGCUUCCCUGCACCGCUCCACAUCCUAAUCACGUCGGAUGCUCGGCUUCCGUCAAUUCUCUUGGCGCCUUCGCGAAAGCCGCUACCAACGAGCCCUGAAGCAACAACACCGGGGACACAGUUGAACCUCACGCUCCGACUCGUCGAUGGCGCGGUCGACAAGCCCGGUUGGAUCGAGUGGAUGCGGCUGUUGCCUGAAGGCGUGCGGGAAGUCAAGUGCGAAAGUCCGUACCGCAACGCGUUCCGAUAA
Molecule: messenger RNA, 1728 nt
Organism: Sporothrix brasiliensis 5110
Lineage: Eukaryota; Fungi; Ascomycota; Sordariomycetes; Ophiostomatales; Ophiostomataceae
Exons: 3
Coding region: 1-1728 (575 amino acids)
Source: RefSeq, a predicted model, not a curated record